Messenger RNA from Cryphonectria parasitica EP155, 992 nucleotides. RefSeq lists its product as uncharacterized. The transcript has a single exon. Lineage: Eukaryota; Fungi; Ascomycota; Sordariomycetes; Diaporthales; Cryphonectriaceae. The record is from RefSeq and is a predicted model, not a curated record. The coding region runs from base 88 to 405 and encodes 105 amino acids.
GUACGACAGUGGCAUUGACCUAUGAGCUACGGAGAAUAAAUCAUCAAGCAACCUGAGAACCCCCCACAACGCCGUCCCCUCCGUCCAAUGAGAAAGGGGAGCAGAGACCUGCGUGGACAGAGAGGGAGACACGACGACAGUAGCCCCAUGGGGGCGCUGCCCUUCCAGAAGGGGCAGUAUCCACGGCCCCGAAGAGGCAAGGUGCCUGUUCUCUCUCCCUCCAUCUCGCCCAUCCCUGUCCCGACCCGUCCUGAUCACACGUCCACGCCCUCCUCAGCCCUGGCUCCCUGCCGCAGUGUAGCUCUCGGCUCGGGCCUUGGGAGGGGGUGUGGUAGGGGGUGUGGUAGGAAGGGCGGGUGCUCCCUUCGCGCGCGAACCAUGAUUUGCCGCAGCCGCUCCACCUAAUUGUGUGCUCGUGGGCUCCGCUUGUCAGGCUGCGAGAUCAGAGAUCAGAUCUCGCACCCCCUCCCAACCCCUCUCUUCUAAACGGUCCUGUUCGGCUCCUUCCAGGAAUUUCACACCACGCGCCCCUCAUCCAUACUUGCAGAGAGAGGGGGCUUUCACACCUGAAUGUACCUGUACUUUUGCGGCCCUUUCGUCCAAUCAUGAGUUUGUGAAAUAGCAGUGCCCAUCAGGGGAAACCAUGGAGAGGAAGUAUGAAUUUCCCAACCGCCAAAUGGGGGGAGAAGAAGCAAAAAAGAAAAGAACAAGAACAAAACCCCCAGUAAACGCCUGCCUAUCCGUUGUCAUGUAACUCAUAUACCCUCCCCAAAGACCCUGCGGCAGACGCACGUGGACGUCCGCUCGCUUGCCGCCCAACGUCAUCUCCACCCUCAUCCACCUAUGAUCUGCCCCCAGCACUCAUGCAAGCAGCCAGGGCCGCUGGAGAGCGUGUGCAGAUGGCAGGGGAGGGGAGGGGUGAGUCGAGCGGGCGGUAUGCAGCCCUAUGUGCAAUGCGUGAAACCCAAGAUCUGUGGUGUGCGGCAAAGUGA